This is a messenger RNA of Lucilia cuprina (Australian sheep blowfly), 420 nucleotides long. RefSeq lists its product as uncharacterized. The annotation marks the transcript as partial. NCBI's taxonomy places the organism in Eukaryota, Metazoa, Arthropoda, Insecta, Diptera, Calliphoridae. The transcript is spliced from 2 exons. The record is from RefSeq and is a predicted model, not a curated record.
AUUUAUUUAUUAUAAACAAAUAAACAUUAAACAAUACCACAUCGCGGCUAAAAAAGAACACAGCGCGCAAAGUUAUGCAGUUUUCUGAUGAUCAACAAUCACGAUCCGCUAGUAGCAGAGAAGGCUUGCAGCAAGCUGUUGUUGUUGGAGGUAGUGGUGAUAAAGUUGUUGAAGGUGGGUCCGGAGAUUUACAGCAAAAACUUGAGGCAGGUGCUGUAAGUAAUGUAUGGGAUUAUGAGGAGAUUUUAAACGUUUUAGGUUUUGGAAAAACGCAAUGGAUUUUAUUAUUAAUCAGUGGCUUGUUGACCAUGACUUCUAUGGCGGCUCAGUUGUCGGUAGGCAUUAUAGCUAUAUCUUCCCAGUGUGAAUUCGAUAUGUCUCAGAGUGAAAAGGGUGUUAUGAUGGCAGCAUGUGUGACUG